Messenger RNA from Quercus lobata, 1163 nucleotides. Its product is annotated as aquaporin TIP1-1-like. Gene Ontology annotation, cellular component: plant-type vacuole membrane. Gene Ontology annotation, biological process: transmembrane transport; water transport. Lineage: Eukaryota; Viridiplantae; Streptophyta; Magnoliopsida; Fagales; Fagaceae. The record is from RefSeq and is a predicted model, not a curated record. Bases 113 to 874 code for a protein of 253 amino acids. The transcript is spliced from 3 exons. Gene Ontology annotation, molecular function: water channel activity.
ACUACCACAUAAUAAUAGCUCAAUCUUGCAAAAUUGAUACUAAAAAUAGUGACUGUGUUUUGUUUUUUUGAUUGAUAAAGAGUAGCCGUGUGAUCUUUUGACUUUCACCACAAUGCCGAUCCGUGGAAUAGCAAUCGGACGGCCACAAGAGACCUAUCAGCCGGAUGCACUAAGGGGUGCAUUAGCUGAGUUCAUCAGUACACUAAUAUUUGUGUUUGCUGGUGAGGGUUCUGGCAUGGCCUAUAAUAAGCUCACUGAAGAUGCCUCCACCACACCUGCGGGGCUUGUAGCCGCCGCGUUGGCACAUGCUUUUGGCUUAUUUGUUGCUGUGGCAAUCUCCGCCAACAUCUCCGGUGGCCACGUCAACCCGGCUGUCACCUUUGGCGCCUUCCUUGGUGGCCAUAUCACCCUCGUUAGCGGUAUCCUCUACUGGAUUGCUCAGCUCCUUGGCUCCACUGUAGCAUGCUUGCUCCUUAGGGUAUCCACUGGUUUCUUGACAACAUCGGCGUUUUCGUUGUCAAAAGGGGUGUCAGUGUGGAAUGCACUCGUGUUAGAGAUCGUGAUGACAUUUGGGUUGGUUUACACAGUUUAUGCGACGGCCUUGGAUAGAAGAAGCAAAGGAAAUAUUGGGAUAAUUGCACCAAUUGCAAUUGGUUUCAUAGUCGGUGCCAACAUUUUGGCUGGUGGGGCUUUUGAUGGGGCAUCCAUGAACCCAGCAGUGUCAUUUGGGCCAGCUUUGGUCAGCUGGGACUGGAAAAACCACUGGGUCUACUGGGUUGGGCCUUUGAUCGGAGGUGGAAUUGCUGGCCUUGUGUACGAGUUCUUCUUCCGCACUAAUCAUCACCACGAGCAAUUGAUAAGCUCAGAUGUUUAGAGAGAGAGAGUAAUAUUAAAUGCAAACGUAUGGUCAUUUGGACCUACGGCUAUGUAGCUUGUCCAUGUUCUUGGUAUUUCAUUAUUUUUGAGGUCUUAUUAUUCCUUUUUGUUUGUUUGCCAUGCUUUCAAUUUGGACAUUGUUGAUUUUAGCUUCAUUAUUGUCGAUAUCACCAUCUUGCAAUUCAGUCAUUUGGAGUUUUGGACAACGUUAUGCAACUUUUGGUUGUUUGGACCCACUUCUUGUUGAUGUUAUUCACUUAUCUGUGUGUAAAUUGGUUUUACGUGAA